Molecule: messenger RNA, 945 nt
Organism: Propithecus coquereli (Coquerel's sifaka)
Lineage: Eukaryota; Metazoa; Chordata; Mammalia; Primates; Indriidae
Gene: PPAT
Product: phosphoribosyl pyrophosphate amidotransferase
Exons: 7
Coding region: 1-945 (314 amino acids)
Biological process (GO): purine nucleotide biosynthetic process
Molecular function (GO): amidophosphoribosyltransferase activity
Source: RefSeq, a predicted model, not a curated record
AUGCAAAGGAUGUUGCUUCUGCGACAUGGUGUUGGUCUGUCAACAAGUUCUGACAGUGAAAUGAUUACUCAGUUACUAGCAUAUACCCCUCCACAGGAACAAGAUGACACACCAGACUGGGUAGCAAGGAUUAAAAAUUUAAUGAAGGAGGCACCCACAGCAUACUCCCUGCUUAUAAUGCACAGAGAUGUUAUUUAUGCAGUACGAGAUCCUUAUGGAAAUCGUCCUCUAUGCAUUGGUCGUCUUAUUCCAGUAUCUGAUAUAAAUGAGAAAGAGAAAAAAACAUUAGAAACAGAAGGAUGGGUGGUGUCUUCAGAAUCUUGUAGCUUCUUAUCUAUUGGUGCAAGAUACUACCGUGAAGUCUUGCCUGGAGAAAUUGUGGAAAUAUCCAGACAUAAUGUUCGAACUCUUGAUAUUGUAUCAAGAUCUGGAGGAAACCCAGUGGCUUUUUGUAUCUUUGAGUAUGUUUAUUUUGCAAGACCAGAUAGUAUGUUUGAAGACCAAAUGGUUUAUACAGUAAGGUACCGUUGUGGUCAGCAGCUGGCGAUUGAAGCACCUGUGGAUGCAGAUUUGGUUAGCACUGUUCCGGAAUCUGCUACACCUGCUGCUCUUGGUUAUGCAGGAAAGUGUGGACUUCCGUACGUGGAGGUGCUGUGUAAAAACCGAUACGUAGGACGAACCUUCAUUCAGCCAAACAUGAGGUUAAGACAACUUGGUGUUGCAAAAAAAUUUGGAGUAUUGUCAGACAACUUUAAAGACAAAAGAAUUGUUCUUAUAGAUGAUUCGAUUGUGAGGGGCAAUACCAUCUCACCUAUAAUAAAAUUGCUCAAAGAAUCUGGUGCAAAAGAGGUAACUAAUAUUAAAACAUAUCCUAAAGCAUCAAUAAUUAACAAUGUGAUACUGGCUUUGAAAAUACAAUUUAGUAUGGUGAAUCAAAAUGGAUAG